AUGCCCACCACCAACAGAAUUAUUUCGGACUCCAAGUCUGUCAGAGGCAAAAAGUCCAAAUCUGGAAACACAGCCGCAGAAAAAAACCCCCCCUACGAACCGGACAUCCCAGAGCCUAAAUGCAGAGAGGACCUUGUCAAAUAUUGGCAUAACCUAACCCUCGAUGACAAGACGGCAAAUAAGACUCUCUGGAUAACAGACGCCGGCUCUAAGGUGUCUCGUAAAACGGAUAAGGUCACUUGCCCAGUCUUAGACCGACCAGAGAGAUACGAAUAUGCCCCACAGGUCCUGUGUAAGGAGGGGAUCCUGGGCUUCCGAGGAUACUGGGAGGUGGAGUUUUCUGGGUGGAUCGUGGUUGGAGUGGCCUAUGAGCGGGCUGGACGCAGGAACGCCGACGGCUCGUGUGGAUUUGGAGAGAACGAGGAAUCCUGGGGUCUGGGCUGGAGUGGCACCUCUUAUAAUUACUGGCACAAUAGCAAAAGCAAAGAGAUCACGGACGUCCCGAAGGCCUCCAUGAUGGGGGUGUACCUCGACCAGCCGGCCGGAAUCCUCAACUUUUACGCGGUGGACGAAGUGAAAGAGGGAGAGGAGAGCACAGGAGCGAGAGAGGUGACGCUUCUGCAGCAGGUCAAAACCACCUUCAGUCAGAUAAUGCUGCCGGGCUUCUGGGUGGGGACACAAUCUCACGUAAUCAUUUUGAAGAAUGAGGAAUAA
Knipowitschia caucasica is the source of this 714-nucleotide messenger RNA. The record is from the annotation of a GenBank genome assembly. Lineage: Eukaryota; Metazoa; Chordata; Actinopteri; Gobiiformes; Gobiidae.